AUGGACAGACAACGACACAUUGAAGAUCUGGCAGAUGAGUUACUUAGUGACAUUCUGUCGUUUCUCCUAAACUCGGAGCAAUUCUUGAACGAACCCCCUCACACACUCGACCAAAGCUCUCACACUGGGACCAAUGGAUACUCCGCUCCUAGCUAUGGCGAAAAAUCCGACCUUGAUAGAUUCAGACUCGUCAGUAAAAGGUUUAUGCGAAUUGGCACCCCACGAAAGUUUCAUCGAUUUGUUCUGCGAUUUUCCAGGGAAGGAUUUCAAAGGCUGGAGGAUUUCCUGAGCAUGCAAUUGGCAUGCCAUGUCAAAUAUUUUACGUACAUGGUGCGACCCUUCUAUCAUGGAAGCGGCUGGCCGCUCCUCUUGGAUGGGGUUGAUACAGAUGAUCUUCCAGUGUCCGAGCUUCACAGUCGUCGACUUAGCGAGCAAACCUUUUUGACCGAUACGAACCGCGAUCUAUACAUACUACGACGCGCGAUAACUGCCUUCUCGUCUCUCCAGCAGGUCAAAUUGCUUCGUUUGCAAGAUGCUGCUGAUGAACAACUACUCGAUUAUCUCCGGGAUCGAUCCUUGGAACAAACCACAAGCUUAAAUUGGGCUCCAGCUUGUACUCGAGCUGUGACCAGCCUUGGCGCUGCCCUAUUGGAAUCAGACUGCAGCUCCAUUCGGUUCGUCGGGCCACAAAUCAGCCCCGAGGCGACGGUGAUGCUGUUACAAGUACCAUCUGUGACUCUCUCUGCAGUUGGCGCGCGGUUGACAAGCCUAGACGUCAACUUUCAUUCCGUAAUAGAUAUCACAAACAGCAUGGAAACCCUUUCCAAGGUAUUCCACGGCUUUUUUCUGGCGGCCAGAAAUUUGACCACCAUCCAUCUCGGCUUUCCAGCCGGGGCACCUUUAGGUCUCAAGCUUGAGCAGAUCUUCCACCGUGUACAAUGGAAGAGACUUAGAACAUUGGGCAUACAAGGCUGGCGUUUGAGCUCAGAUGAGCUCAUAGAAUUUGCACGCCGCCACCGUCGCCAAAUCCGCGAUCUCAGACUCCUCAGUAUCUAUCUCCGAGAUGGGGGACGAUGGCGAGAUGUACUGUCUGUCUUGCACGAUGAAAUGGAGCAUCUGGAGCGCCUCGAUCUGCGCGAUAUCGACUACGCUGCCCAUUUUGAUGCCGACACGAUGAUCCAUGGUAAUGGCGGCGAGGUGUUCGAGAACCCGACCCUCUCCUUGGGGGCGGAUCCAACACCGGACCCAUCAUCCCCGCUGACCCAAACGAUUUUCACAGAUGGGGCCCACCUAUCAAUCCUACCGCGCAAGGAUUAUACUCCAGGGCCUUUAUCAGAUGCAAUGUUGGAAAGAUUGCGGGGUCUUACCGCCAAUGACCUCGGAGAUGAUGGUAUUAGUGUCAAGCGUGAACAGAGGUCACUGUGGGAGGCAUGGGUUCUCUCAAGUCCACGGAAUAUCAUCCGUCGACCGUCCUAG
This is a messenger RNA of Aspergillus wentii DTO 134E9, 1476 nucleotides long. RefSeq names its product F-box domain protein. The transcript is spliced from 2 exons. Bases 1 to 1476 code for a protein of 491 amino acids. The record is from RefSeq and is a predicted model, not a curated record. Lineage: Eukaryota; Fungi; Ascomycota; Eurotiomycetes; Eurotiales; Aspergillaceae.